CUUGUAAUGGAAUGUAUUGGUGUUGCAUCCCGUGGAAUAGUUCAUGAAGUGCUCACAAGAUAUAACUAUCAGCAAUGGGAAACUCUAAUGAAAAGCUAUCUGAGGGGGGAAAAUUUGUGGGAAGUUGUGGGUUAUGCUUCGACACCCAUUGAUGCACAAAGAGACGCAAAGGCUCUGCAUAUUAUUCAACUAUCAUGUGCACCAAUAAUUUUCGAACAAAUUAAACACCUCCAAACCGCCCACGAAGCUUGGAAUCACUUGGCCGAAGUUUACAGAUCUGAGUUUAAAGUCCAACCGCAUAUUCGACACGGUGUUGUAUCUGACAACGUUAGUGAGCACAAAGAUUUAUACAAGUUUGUGAAAAACGGUGAUUGGGAAGGUACGAGCUCAUACUUGAGGGAUCAACCGAAUGCCAUAUUUUGGGCUCCGCCUUCAGGUAGGACGGUUCUUCAUGUUGCAACAAUAGAAGGACAUAUUAUAAUUGUGUUUGUGUUAGUGUACUUAGGUAAGAAGCAAUUAGUAGAAAUGAAGGAUGAGGAUGGUAAUACUGCUCUUGCUCUUGCUGCUAUUUAUGGAGACAUUGAUAUAGCAAAGUUCUUUAUAAAUGCGCAAGGUGGUGAAAACCUACUUGCUAUAGAGAACAAAGAGGGUGAGAUCCCUCUUCUUCUGGCCGCUAAUUCAGGACGCAAAAGAAUGACUCGUUACCUUUACUUUAGAACUUCUUCCGAUGUCAUUGUUGAGCAGUCUCAAUGCAAUCGAGUUUUGCUUCUGGAACGAUGCAUCCAAGCGCAUAUAUUUGAUGUAGCUUUGAUAUUGCUUAAAUCUUACGGGGAACUGCCCAUUCAAUCCUUACGCGUCUUGCAAGAAUUGGCUCGAAUGCCUUCUGCAUAUUCACAGGCCAGCCGUUGGCAGACAAUAGUUUACAGUUUGAAAACUGGUAAGAUUUUCCUCUUUUUUAUCUAUUGCUUUCUUUUUGCUCUUGCAUUAAUUAGCCACUCAAUUAUGUUUUUUUUGUUUGGAAGAAAAGAUUCAAUCCAUAGAAAAUUUACUUUUCAUAAUCUCUUUAAUAACUGA
Vigna umbellata (rice bean) is the source of this 1074-nucleotide messenger RNA. The record is from RefSeq and is a predicted model, not a curated record. Lineage: Eukaryota; Viridiplantae; Streptophyta; Magnoliopsida; Fabales; Fabaceae.